AUGUCAUAUCACGAAAACAAAGGAUACGAAUCGGACUCCAGAGAUGAGUCAGUAGGCUAUCAAGGAGAUAAAGGAUACAUGAUGCCGUUGUCAUGGAACGAUGCUACCAAUGAAGAAUUAGAUUGGUUCGAAGACGUCAGGAAUACGCGAGCCAUUGUGCUGCGAAGACGACAAAGGUUGGGGAACCUUACAACUCCAGAAGAACAGCAGGAGCUUCGAGAGCUCGAACAUGACAUUGAAGAAAUUCGACGGGUACUCAACAAUAGCAAGGACAUCGCAAAGGACUUCGAGGACAAAUUCCUAAUGCAUACGGACCUUCCUAAAGGAAAAGCAAUACAAGUCGAUCCAAGGCCAGAGGACGCUGAAGGAUCAAACAAGGAUAAAGGACAGGAGGAAUGGAAUCCUCUUGGCAUCAAUCCAAGUCUACUAAGGAAUGGUGACUCCAGCAUUACGCCAACAUCCAGGAAGCCCUACGAUGGGUUAGGAUUAUGGAAAGGAGUCAGGACGACACCUUUAACCAGGACAUCCUCAGAAGGAGGAAGGCCAGUAAUGCCAGUCAGAAUGCCAAUAAGGCCACAGUCGGCCAUGGCACAAACAAGUAACUUGGGAACUACUAGCCCAAAAUCUCAUCAAAGCAUGUGGCAGGAAUAUCUCCUGGAAAUGAAUCUAUAUGCGCUGUAUAAUUCUGCACAACCAGAAUCAGAAAAGGAGGAAUUACAGCUAGGGGAGAUCUGA
Laetiporus sulphureus 93-53 is the source of this 735-nucleotide messenger RNA. RefSeq lists its product as uncharacterized. NCBI's taxonomy places the organism in Eukaryota, Fungi, Basidiomycota, Agaricomycetes, Polyporales, Laetiporaceae. Bases 1 to 735 code for a protein of 244 amino acids. The transcript is spliced from 2 exons. The record is from RefSeq and is a predicted model, not a curated record.